This is a messenger RNA of Nycticebus coucang (slow loris), 4948 nucleotides long. It is a transcript of the gene ZNF205, whose product is annotated as zinc finger protein 205. Lineage: Eukaryota; Metazoa; Chordata; Mammalia; Primates; Lorisidae. Gene Ontology annotation, biological process: negative regulation of transcription by RNA polymerase II. Gene Ontology annotation, molecular function: RNA polymerase II cis-regulatory region sequence-specific DNA binding; DNA-binding transcription repressor activity, RNA polymerase II-specific. The coding region runs from base 1571 to 3007 and encodes 478 amino acids. The transcript is spliced from 4 exons. Gene Ontology annotation, cellular component: nucleus. The record is from RefSeq and is a predicted model, not a curated record.
CAGAUGCCAGUGACCUUUGAGGAUAUGGCUCUGUACCUUUCCCGAGAGGAGUGGGGACAGCUGGACCAUACGCAACAGAACUUCUAUAGGGAUAUCCUGCAGAGGAGAAAUGGGCUGUCCUUGGUUCAUCGAGAUGUGAUGGCCCAAAGGAAAGAAUUCAAAGAGCUGACAUUAGAGGAAAAGGUUGAUCUUCUACAUUUUCUGGAAAGCAGCAGCCAAAGAAAAACAGCACAACAUUUUGGUGUUAGCAACACUACAGUUAGCAACAUUCAAAAACGUAAACAUGGGUGGCACCUGUGGCUCAAAGGAGUAGGGCGCCGGCCCCAUAUGCCAGAGGUGGCGGGUUCAAACCCAGCCCUAGCCAAAAACUGCAAAAAACAAACAACAAACAAACAAAAAAAAUACCAAACAAACAAAAACGUAAACAUGAGUACUUGGAGAGAUACAGUAAGGAAAGUGGAGACCUACAGAGGAAAAGAAAGAAAACUUCCCUUGAUGAAGUCAAUGAAACCACAUUAAGCUGGUUUAAACAAUUGAGGGCAGAUAAUGCCCGAAUCUCGCCGAUGAUCCAAGAAGUUGCUAAAAAAUUUGCACAUGAAUUUGAGGUGGUAGAUUUCCAAGCAUCAAGUGGUUGGCUCAAGAAAUUUAAACUACGACAUGAGAUUUCCCAGAAAGUCUUAUAUGGUAAAUCCAAUGAAGUUCCGGUAGAAGUUGUGGAAGAGUUUAUCAAAACGUUCUCAGACUUUGCCAGAGGCUUCAAAGAUGAUGACAUUUUUUAAUGCUGUGAGUGUGGACUCUUUUUUCAAGGCCAUGCCAGACAGGAGCUUCAUUGUGGAGGGUAACAAAUUUAAGAGUAGAAAACUUUCCAAAGAAUGUUUCACAGUUCUGCUUUGUGCUAGCUCAGCGGGAGAGAAACUAAAGCCUUUGGUGAUUGGUAAAUUGGCAAAGCCACACGCAUUUAAAAACUUGAAGCCUGAAUACCUCCCUGUCAUUUGGAGAGCAAACAAAUGUGCAUGCAUGACUUGUGCCCUAUUUGAGGAGUGGGUAAGGGGUAUUGACCAAGAAAUGAAGAAGAAGAAACAUUCUAUUCUAUUGAUAGUAGACAACUGUCCUGGCCACCCAGAAGUGAAUCAUCUGACAAAUGUGACACUGAAAUUUCUGUCUGCAAACAUGACCUGAAAAAUCCAACCUCUUGAUCAAGGCAUUAUCAAAACAUUUAAAAAGCACUACCGAGCCCAGCUCCUGCAGUGGGUCAUUACUAAAACACAAACCUGUAGUCCUCCCGUGGAAGCAACUUCAUCUGCUGUAUCAGUUAAUGCUCUGGAUGCUGUCCUCUGGAUCAGUUCUUCUUGGAACAAAGUGCAGCCAGAAAUGAUACAGAAGUGUUUCAAGAAAGUUGGAUUUGGGCGGCGCCUGUGGCUCAAGGAGUAGGGCGCUGGUCCCAUAUGCCAGAGGUGGUGGGUUCAAACCUAGCCCCGGCCAAAAACCAAAAAAAAAAAAAAAAAAGAAAGUUGGAUUUGUCACAACCCAAGAGCAUGAUGUUUUUGCCCCAUCAGACAGUCCAUCUCCUAUGGUAGAAUUUGAAGGAGUAAAUUUUGAAGAUUUUGUUGUAAUGGAUGAUGAGGUGGCAACCUACAAUGAACCUGACCCAGAAGCAGUUUUCCAAGUGAUAUUGACCAAAAUACAGACCAGCAUAAAAGAGCCUGAAACAGCUGAUAAAGUGGAAGAUGCAAGUGAAGAUGACACAGAAAUUGCAGAGACUCCAGAAGAAGAGGAUGUCAGGCAUCUGAUGAUGCAAUUGAAGUCAUUUGCUAUGGAAAAAUGCCCAGGGUUUCCCUUCAGCAGACCUUUCUGGGCCCCCCAAGUUCAGGGCAAGGACGAGGCCUCGAGCUCGAGCCAGCAGACAGGAGAUGAACCGGAGGAGAGAGGCAUGAGCACAGGAACCCUGGAGGUGGGGCAGGAGGUGCUGAUCCAUUCCGUGGUGGCCCCUGGGGAUGUGAAGCCCUUCAGAACCAGGGCGGGAGGGGCCCGGGGGGAUAUCUUGCCAUGUGGGCAGCAAGCAGCUAGCUGCCAGAGCUCAGGGUCGUCUGAAGACGCUGGACAGCCCGGUGCCCAGGAAGAUGGGCAACCAAAUCCAGCCCUGCUGGACGCCGGUCUCCCAAUAUCCCAAGAGGGUCAUGUCCCAGAGAAACCCAGGGAGGAGAAGGGCAGCCCAGAGAGUGGCGAGAAGGGUCUGGCCCUCGAUGGUGACGCCAGCAAGAAGACCUACAAGUGUGACCAGUGUGGCAAGGGCUUCAGCUGGCACUCGCACUUGGUAACGCACCGGCGCACGCACACGGGCGAGAAGCCCUACGCUUGCACCGACUGUGGCAAGCGCUUCGGCCGCAGCUCGCACCUCAUCCAGCACCAGAUCAUCCACACGGGCGAGAAGCCCUAUACCUGCCCCGCCUGCCGGAAGAGCUUCAGCCACCAUUCAACGCUGAUCCAGCACCAGCGCAUCCACACUGGCGAGAAACCAUAUGUGUGCGACCGCUGCGCCAAGCGCUUCACCCGCCGCUCGGACCUGGUCACCCACCAAGGCACCCAUACGGGCGCCAAGCCGCACAAGUGCCCCAUCUGCGGCAAGUGCUUCACGCAGAGCUCGGCUCUGGUCACGCACCAGCGCACGCACACAGGGGUCAAGCCUUACCCGUGCCCUGAGUGUGGCAAAUGCUUCAGCCAGCGCUCCAACCUCAUCGCGCACAACCGCACGCACACCGGUGAGAAGCCCUACCACUGCCUCGACUGCGGCAAGAGCUUCAGCCACAGCUCACACCUUACUGCCCACCAGCGCACGCACCGUGGCGUCCGGCCAUAUGCCUGUCAGCUCUGCGGCAAGAGCUUCAGCCGACGCUCCAACCUGCACCGGCACGAGAAGAUCCACACCUCGGGGCCAAAGGCCCUGGCCAUGCUGAUGCUGGGGGCGGCGGCGGGGGCUCUGGCAGCACCCCCACCCGCUCCCACCUAAGGGGCAGGGGAGGGACCAGGUACCCAGGGCCAUUGGGACCCCUGCUGAAGUGGAGGACCUGGGGAAGGAGCCAGAGGGUGUGGGAAGGGAGUAAGGAUGGGGUGGGGCAUGGCGGCGCGGGAGGGGUGAGGGCGAAGAGGAGCUGGCACUCUAGUUGCACAUUAAAGGCCUUGGACUUCAAGUGCUGGCCUUCAGCUAUGUUUAUGGGACCCUGGCGUUGGACGCCCCCUCCCCUGAGCCUGGUGGUGGCAGGACUCCUGGGCCAACUGUGUGUCCUCAUUUGGGCAUCCCAGAAUUACUGCUUUUUUUUUUUUUUUUGAGACAGUCUCAAGUUGUCGUCCUGGGUAGAGUGCCUUGGCAUCACAGCUCAUAGCAACCUCAAACUCCGGGCUUAAGUGAUUCUCUUGGCUCAGCCUCCCAAGUAGCUGGAACUACAGGCGUCUGCCACAACGUCUGGCUAUUUUUUGAUAUUUGUUGCAGUUGUUUUUAGCUGCCCCGGGCUGGGUUUGAACCUGCUAGUGUCGGUGUAUGUGGCGGGCACCCUACCCACUGAGGUAAGGGCGCUGCAUUUUUUUUUUUUUUUUGAGACAGAGUCUAACUUUGUUGCCCUCACCCUAUGUAGAGUGCUGUGUCAUAGCUCACAGCAACUUCUAACUCCUGGGCUCAUCUCUUGUCUCAGCCUCCCUAGUAGCUGGGACUACAGGCGCCUGCCACAAUACCUGACUCUUUUUAGAGAUGAGGUCUCAUUCUGGCUCAGACUGGUCUUGAACCUGUGAACUCAGGCAAUCUACCUGCCUCAGCCUCCCAAAUGCUAGAAUUACAGGCAUGAGCCACUGCAUCCAGCCCCAGAGUCACUGCUUUUGACUUGGGCACCUUCUGCUCUCUAGGUGUGACCUGGGUUGGGGUCCUUUUUGCCAUGGGUCCAUUCCAGCAAAGGCUCCUGAGUACAGAGGUUUCCAAGCCUGAAGCCAGCCCACCACUUCUGAAAUUGUGGACCCCUGGACAGGCUGUCCAGAGAGCCAGAAGCUAGAGAGCUAGAGUUCAGAUCCUGGUCUCUCCCUACCACUUUUUUUUUGAGAGAGUUUCACUAUGUCACCCUUAGUGCCAUGGUGUUACAGCUCACAGCAACCUCAAACUCUUGGGCUUAAACAAUUUUCUUGGCUCAGCCUCCCAAGUAUCUGGGACUACAGGUGCCUGCCACAAUGCCCAGCUAUUUUUGUUGUGGUGGUUGUAGUUGUCAUUGUUUAGCCAGCCUGGGCCGGGUUUGAACCUGCCAGCCCUGGUGUAUGUGGCCAGUGCCCUAACCACUGAGCUAUGGGCACGGAGCUUUUUUUUUAUUUGGUGGUGGUAUCUCACUGUGUUGCAAGGCUUGGAGUGCAGUAGUGUAGUAUCUAUUCACGGAGUAAUCUUAGUACACGGCAGCUUCAAACUCUUGGGCUGAAGUAAUCCUGGCUCAGUUUCCCAAGUAGCUGGGACUGGGCUCACUCCAUUAUGCUGACUAGGUCUGGUAUUUUAUCCUGUAAGGAACACCCCUGCUUCCCUGCACCCCCUACUGCUAUUUACUGUCUAAUAAAUAUGUGAUAAUGUGGGGCAGGACUGUCUUAAGAGUAAAACAGCCAAUAGUCUUGACCUUCAGAGACACUGGGCUCAGUUGGAGUUGGGGGGGACGGACUGGGGGCAUAUAACCAGCUAUAUACCAGGGAGCUGCUGAUUGGUCGUGUCUGAAAGGUCUCAGUGGGAUCUAGACCUAGGCAUGGGUUGCUGGCAGCACUGGUUGAAUGAGAUGCUUAUUUUUCAAAUGCCAAGGGAAAAGGCAGUUCCCUUCCUUCAGCUUGUUUUCAAUCUCCAAUGAGAUUGCUAGAAAUGAGAUUGCUUUGCUUGGGUUGGUGUGAGGGGCUGAGGGGAACUCACUUUUAAAGUAGGUUUACUCUCCAGAAGCUU